This is a messenger RNA of Musa acuminata AAA Group (dessert banana), 1712 nucleotides long. RefSeq names its product UDP-glycosyltransferase 83A1-like. Lineage: Eukaryota; Viridiplantae; Streptophyta; Magnoliopsida; Zingiberales; Musaceae. The transcript has 2 exons. Gene Ontology annotation, molecular function: UDP-glycosyltransferase activity. The coding region runs from base 167 to 1552 and encodes 461 amino acids. The record is from RefSeq and is a predicted model, not a curated record.
UCACAGGAGGCUGCGGUCUUGCUCAUCAUUUAUGAUGAUGUGGGACUAAUGGAGAUGUAACCCGUGUCUCUCUCUGCGUGUGCAUUAUUGGCUCCUCAGCGACGGUGGUGGCCGGAUAUAAUUUGGCACCGAAGGGGAAAACCAUCCUCCGGGAAACACAACCGCCAUGGGCCAGCAGCCUCAUGCUCUGGUUGUUCCGUUCCCGGCACAGGGCCAUGUCAUCCCUCUCCUGGAGCUCUCGUACUGCCUGGUGGAUCACGGGUUCAAGAUCACCUUCGUGAACACUGAGAUCAACCACGCCCUCAUCGCCGCUGCUCUGCCGGAGGGGCCAAGCAUGAUGGACCCGAUGGUACGCUUGAUCUCGUUCGACGAUGGGUUGGCUCCCGGAGAAGACCGACGUGAUUUGCUGAAGCUGAGAGACUGCUUGAUGAAGACCCUGCCCAUGUGUUUGGAAGAGCUGAUACUGAAGAGUCACGAACCCGGUGAAGACAAGAUCACUUGCAUGGUCGCUGACGGGAUGGCGCCAUGGGUUCUCGAGGUGGCGAGAGAGAAGGGCCUCCGGUCGGCGGCGUUCUGGCCGAUGGCGGCCGCUGUGGUUGCCACGAUAAUGAAAAUUCCCAAAUUGAUCGAAGAUGGAGUAAUCGAUGCAGAUGGAUUCCCAAUGAAACAAGAGAUGUUCCAACUCGCCCCUGGUCUGCCGCUCAUGAACCCAGCUCAUCUUACAUGGAACUGCUAUGGCGAUCGAGAAACGCAGAAGGAGAUCUUCCAUCACUUACUCGACGACGACCAAAGGAACCGGGUUGCCGAAUUCUUCCUCUGCAAUUCAUCUUAUGAUAUGGAGCAGCCAGUGUUCGCCUACGCUCCAAAGAUACUGCCGGUCGGACCAUUGCUCACGGGGCAGCGUCUCGGUAAGCCGGUCGGCCAUCUGUGGCCUGAGGACAGGACCUGCGAAGCUUGGCUGGAUCAGCAGCGUCCCAACUCCGUCGUCUACGUAGCCUUCGGUAGCCUCACCACGUUCGACCGCGGGCAGUUCCAAGAGCUUGCACUCGGGCUGGAGCUCUGUGACAGACCGUUCUUGUGGGUCGUCAGGCCUGAUCUCGUCGAAGCCGCCAUCGACGCCUAUCCACACGGCUUCAGAGAGCGAGUUGCGCUUAGGGGAAGGAUAGUUGGCUGGGCACCUCAGCAAAGGGUGCUGGCACACCCUUCUGUUGCUUGCUUCAUGUCUCAUUGUGGCUGGAACUCGACACUGGAAGGGGUGAGAAAUGGACUGCCCUUCCUCUGUUGGCCUUAUUUCGUGGACCAGUUCCUUAACCAGAGCUACAUAUGUGAUGUUUGGAGGAUUGGAUCGAAGAUGAUGCCUGAUGAGAAUGUAAUCGUAUCGAAGGAACAAAUCAAGUCAAAGGUGGACGAGCUGCUUCUCGACGAGGACACGAGAGAGAGGGCGCGACUGUUGAAGGAAUUGGCACAAAAAAGUGCCAGGAAUGGUGGGAGUUCCUUCGAGAAUCUCAAGAGAUUUGCUGAUGCCAUGAAGCAUGAGGGCGACAAAGAUUAGUGGAAGCGCGAAUGGCUUGCAUUACCAGGCUGUGAUCGUUUACUAGGAAUUGAAAUAACAUUUGAACAAGUGAUGCAUUGUGGUGUAAAAGUUCUGUUUGAUGUCUGCAUGAGAAGACGAAAGGAAUCGAGAUCAACUCGAGUUACUUUGUUUGUCUCCA